Laetiporus sulphureus 93-53 is the source of this 654-nucleotide messenger RNA. RefSeq lists its product as uncharacterized. The coding region runs from base 1 to 654 and encodes 217 amino acids. The record is from RefSeq and is a predicted model, not a curated record. The transcript is spliced from 2 exons. Lineage: Eukaryota; Fungi; Basidiomycota; Agaricomycetes; Polyporales; Laetiporaceae.
AUGUCUACCAGGCGUAGAGUAGGCUUCAGCACGUCUGCCUCAGAGGCAUCGAGACGGCAACUGAUGCAACCCGUACCAUGCUGGGAGAAAGUAUGGACUAUCCCGGAUAACGCAGCUCCGGGUUCGACGCUCAAAGUCUACAAGUGGGUAAGGACGGACAAGAUACAGCAAUUCAGUGACGAAGAAGAGACAGAUCAACCACUAGCACCCUUGCCCGAUGCAGACGACGUCGAAGUUGUCGACGGCGAUGAAGAGAUGGACCAAGACGAGGCAAACACAUCGGUCGCCCCAGAGACAACCCCCAUCUCGCGCGACGUCUCCGAACCAGCAGCCGAAGGCAAGGAGAUAGAAUCGAAACCAGAUACACCAAAACCACAUCCGCUCUCGAUAUCAUUCCGACCAUCAUCGCCAACCCCGUUGCCGGACAGCAUAAACGAGCCAAUGCAACCAUCUGGAGUCGCGUUGGACUCUGCGGUCGUGACCGAUGAUCUUGGGGAUGGCAUAUCACUGGAUAUGUCAGGGAUGGGCCCGGACGGGGAGCCAUUUGAGGGUGCGCAGGAUUUGUCUCAGUUGCAGGCCGGGGACGCAUUAUUAGGUGGUGGACUCAUGGAUGAAACGAUGGAUGAUGAUCCGUUCGCGCUACCGGGGGCUUGA